CCACCUCCCCGGAUCUGAGGGGUCCAGUCCGCAGUCACCAGCAGCGUCUCAAGCCUUUCACCGAAAUCAUUCCUCCUCCUGCGCUGGACGGACACACACUCGCAUUUUAAGCGGCAGCAGCUGAAUCGCUCGCCCUUGUCUGCAAGGUGACCCCGCUGAAGGAUGUCCUCUACCUCGGAUCACCCCCUCCUCCUCUACACCACAGUGCCCUCCUUUCUCUCAGCCACUCCAGGAAUCCUGGCCGAGCCCAAUGCUACCUUGUGCCAGGAGUGGGAGCAGGCCCACCACAUCAUCUUCCAUCUGGGGAACCUGUCCCUGCUGCUGGGCCUGGUCAUCCCGACCACCCUGGGUCUGCACAUGAUCCUGCUGCGCCUCCUCCUGAUGACAGGAUGUGCUCUCUUCAUUGCGUGGGCCACCCUGUACAGGUGCAACCUGGAUGUGAUGGUUUGGAAUGUGGUUUUCCUGGUGGUCAACUUCAUGCACUUCUUCUUCCUCCUGUACAAACGAAGGCCUAUUAAGAUCGACAGGGAGCUGCGGUCGGUCUACAAGCGGAUGUUUGAGCCCCUCCAUGUGCAGGAGGCUUUGUUCCAGAGGCUCACGGGACAGUUCUGCACCAUCCAGACGCUGAAGAAAGGCCAGGCCUACGCCGCUGAGGACAAGACCUCUGUGGACGAACGCCUCAGCAUUCUGCUCAAAGGAAAGAUGAAGGUUUCAUACAGGGGCCAUUUCCUCCACAACAUCUACACCAAUUCAUUCAUUGACUCUCCAGAGUUCAGGUCCACUGAGAUGCACAGAGGAGAGAAGUUCCAGGUGACCAUCAUGGCGGAGGAGAACUGUAAGUUCUUGUGUUGGUCUCGAGAGAGGCUCACCUUCUUCCUGGAGUCGGACACUUUCCUCAGUGAGGUGUUCAGGUACCUCAUUGGCAAAGACAUCACCAAUAAACUGUACUCGCUGAACGACCCCACGCUCAGCGACAAGGCGGUGAAGAAGAUGGACCGUCAGCCCAGCCUGUGCUCUCAGCUGUCCAUGAUGCAGAUGAGGAACAGCAUGGCGAGCACCAACGACACGGAUGAUGUCCUUAACCAGAUCCUGCGAGGAGGAUCGGCUGGAUCAUCGCUCCAAAAAUCACCUGGCACCAAGACCUCAAAGAUGAAUCCCAUCGAAGAAGGUAUGGAGGAUGACGUUUUCCAGGAAUCUGCUCCCUCUGAGUCUCACCGUAUGCCCAGCACGUCCACCACGGAGGAGGUGUAGCCUGCAGGAGAGGAACACACAUCAUCGGAUGGAUAUUAUGUAGGUCUGUUUAAUAACCUGACUCCUAGAGCCUGACUGAACACCGACAUGGCUGCUACUAAAAGACAUGUGAAAGAUAUGUGUGCGGUCAUUUAGAAAGAGUCUGUCCACCACAGAGCACUGACAGGUUUUAUUUUAAUGCUGUAAAAUGUCACAAAAACCUUUUCAAAAGUUAAUGUGUUUAUUAAAACUAAAAAAUAUUAGCAUUCACACACACACACACAAAAAAAAAAACAUCUGGUGCAGCAGGUCAAGCAAGGGUCCAUGUCGCUGGGGGUGUUUGACAGUGUGUUAAUACAAAGGAGAAUUCUGACUUGAGACCAAUAAAACAGAAAGUGACAGUGCAGCGAUGUAUGACCUUUUACUCCACGGCAGGUUUGUACAACUCUGGAAAGGUCACCACGGCGGCAAUGAUGUCCGCAGUGUCUGGGUAAACAGCAGAACCUAACAACGCUUCACGGUAAACAAGAAGCUUCUUCCCGUGGUCGUCUUCAGUCCGAUCGUCCACUUACGUGAUUGGCCAACGCAGCACCUUGCCCAACGACAAUCACAUGUAUUGCAGAAAAAAACUGAACCACAUUUUUGAGGGAGCCUCUGUAUGGUGGCAGGCACUGGUGAAUGAGAGGUCAGCAUUAUCUCGUCCUUAUCAGUCGCUGAGGGGAGCAACUAAAAAAAAGGGGAAUGCUGACUUGGCUCGUGACAGAAGUUUGACUUGUUGUGCAACGUUAUUGAUUCUCUCACACAUACACACAACAUGCUGACAUUACAGAAGUUGUGGGAAUGGUUUCAUACAGUUAUAUGAAUGGUUAUAUUACAUUACAGCCUGUGGUAACUUCUCACCAGCCAAACCCCAAACAGUCAGUCAUCGCUCAUCACACUCACUCACUCACUGGUGGUUAUUGCCACAUGGUUAUAUUACAAAGUGUGCACCAUUCCUGUUAAAUGGUCUUGUGCAGAUGGACUCUUCGUCAUUGUGUCUGCAUUUAUUCAUUGUAACAGUGAAACAACAGUGCCAUCAUGAGGUCUAAAUGGAAAUUACAACAUUUUGUAACAUUACAAUUACAACUGACUUAUUGAACAGCCUAGCUCAGUGUGUAGCUCACCUUUAGGAGUGUUGAGGAAGAGACACUACUGCCCUCUCAUUUACCACUAAGUUAUUAAAUCAUUUGUUGGCCUCGACACAGACAGAGGCUCCUCUGAUUUCUCAGUGGUCUGAAUUUUUCUCACGCUUCCUGCACCACACUGGGAUAACUUGUGGGCCCUUCACAUUACAUUUAAUUAUUUGCUCUAUUGUUUAUAUAAAAAUAUUAAUUAGUGCUGCUUUUAAUUCUUAAAUUUCAGUAUUAGAAUUGGUCUCAAAUUCUAAUAUCAGUAUCUGUAUCAGUCGGGCUCAAACAACUACUUCUAACUUCUGACUAUACAGCACAGUCCUGCCAUCCAGGACAGAUCACGCUCAAAACAGAAUCAUGUAAAUUUUCGUUCAUUUGUUUUUGGAAAACAUAACUCUGUCAGUCUCUUGUCUUUGUGUGAUAUGAUCAUUGAUGCAAAUCCAUUUUUAUUAUGCUUUUAAUACAUUUAUGCACAAGCAUUUUUCUGUUUUAGCCAUAAGCUCAUAAGUGUCACAACGUUCACCACAGAAUUUUUGUUAGUGAGGAUUUUCUUUGUAGAAAUUAUUUUAUUUAACAAUGUAUUCUUUUUAUGAUGUUUGAAACUGAACACAGUUCACUGUGUGUGUUUAAUAAACUAUUGGUGUGAAA
Toxotes jaculatrix (banded archerfish) is the source of this 3047-nucleotide messenger RNA. It is a transcript of the gene popdc1, whose product is annotated as blood vessel epicardial substance. Gene Ontology annotation, molecular function: cAMP binding. The record is from RefSeq and is a predicted model, not a curated record. The transcript has 8 exons. The coding region runs from base 163 to 1251 and encodes 362 amino acids. NCBI's taxonomy places the organism in Eukaryota, Metazoa, Chordata, Actinopteri, Toxotidae. Gene Ontology annotation, cellular component: sarcolemma.